AUGGCCGAUACCAGAAGACCCAAACCCAAACCCAAAUCCAAAGAGCCAUUCUACGCCGUCUCCCCCCUCUGGAAGGAUGUCAUCCCCGUGCCCCUCAUCGACGGGCCCCCAGGCCAAAAAGACCCUGGCCCAGCGCUCGCCACGAUCGCCUACUCGCCCCGCUACAGCGAGGCCAUGUCCUACCUGAGAGCUGUAAUGGCGAUCAACGAAUUCAGCCGCCGCGCACUCGACCUGACGGAGGACAUCAUCGGGAUGAACCCGGCACAUUACACCGUGUGGCUCUACCGGGCCAAGAUCCUGAAGACGCUAUGGCAGGAAGAGGGGAUGACAGUCGAAGACGGGGUCACGACGGAACUGGACUGGCUGGAGGGCAUCAGCGAGCGGAAUCUGAAGAAUUAUCAGAUAUGGCACCACCGCCAAACCCUAAUAUCGCUCCUCGAGACCCUGCCACCCACAGAGCCGGCCUUCCUCGCACACAUCCUCUCCUUCGACGCCAAGAACUACCACGUCUGGACGUACCGGCAGUGGCUGUGCCGCCGGUUCCCGGACCCCUUGUUAGUCACAGACAUGGAGCUGCGCGCGGUCGACGCGCUCAUCGACGACGACGUGCGCAACAACUCGGCGUGGAAUCAUCGGUAUUUUGUCGUCUUUGGCGUCGAGGAACUGCGCACCAUCGAGGCCUCUGCCACAAAAAUCCGCAAGGAGGUCCUCGCCAGUGGCAGCCUCGUGGUCGAUCUCGACGUGGCCGACCGCGAGAUCAACUAUGCCAAGGACCACAUCGCGUGGGCGCCGCAGAACGCGUCGGCGUGGAAUUAUCUAAGGGGCGUGCUCACUAGGGCGGGCAUGCCCAUCACAGAGAUGCGGGUGUUUUGCGAGGGGUUCGUGGGUGGCAGGGGGGCGAAUCUGAUGAGCGAGGGUGGUACCAUAAGGAGUAGUCAUGCGAUCGAUUGGUUGGCGGACAUUUAUCGGCUCGAGGGCGACGUAAAGCGGAGUAGAGAGUGUCUUGACGCUUUGGCGAGGAAGUGGGAUCCCAUUCGCAGGAAGUAUUGGGAGUACAGGGCACGGCAGCUGGAGGGGGAGGCCACAAAGUGA
Molecule: messenger RNA, 1092 nt
Organism: Cladophialophora yegresii CBS 114405
Lineage: Eukaryota; Fungi; Ascomycota; Eurotiomycetes; Chaetothyriales; Herpotrichiellaceae
Exons: 2
Coding region: 1-1092 (363 amino acids)
Biological process (GO): protein geranylgeranylation; protein farnesylation
Cellular component (GO): CAAX-protein geranylgeranyltransferase complex; cytoplasm; protein farnesyltransferase complex
Molecular function (GO): protein farnesyltransferase activity; CAAX-protein geranylgeranyltransferase activity
Source: RefSeq, a predicted model, not a curated record